AUGGUGGUGUGGAACGACAGUGCGUGAUCUUACUUCUUCACGAUACGAUAGGGAUUUAAACGUAAAUUUCUGAAUUGUAGGUUUGUUUACUAAUGAUUUUACUAUGGCAAACGCAGAAAAAAAGACAAGCGCAAUAGGUGGUGGCUUUGGCAAUAUAAGUGAACCUAAGAAGAAAACAUACUGGAAGAAAGGAGCAGAUAAAGUUCCAGGAAGUAUGCGUCCAGUGUAUAGUGCGAAGUAUGGACCUGAAGAGAUAGCUGCACAAACAAGGCUGCGGGACCACACAUCUACCAAGAGCAAAAAGAAGAAUAAAGAUCCAUUCACAGAGUUUGACCAAAAAAUGGACGAUGCAUGGGACGUGAAUGAAGAUGAGAUUAACACAUUUGCUCAUAGUAAUCAAGCAGUACAGGAGAGUGGACGUCAGCAGAUUGUGAUUCAGCAUGAGAUACAAAAUGAACGUGUUCACGAUACAGAGCAAAAUGUUACUGAUAUAACUAAUUCUAAGUCUCCAGUUACUUCACAAACCUCCAUUGGUAGUAAUGAUGUAACCAUUAAUGAACCCAGGCCUACGAGUCCAAUUAGAAUGUCUUCAAAACCUGUAGCAGAAGUCGAGUUGACUAGACAACACAAGUUUGGCCUAUUAUUAGCUGGUCCAAACACUGAUUUAGAGGAACUCCGUAAGUUAAGUUGGAAAGGAAUACCAAAGCAUGUAAGACCGAUGACCUGGAAAAUACUACUUGGUUACCUACCAGCAAAUAUUGAUAGACGAGAUAGUACAUUAGAACGCAAACGAGAAGAAUACUUUAGUUUCAUUGAACAGUACUACCACACCAGAACUGAACCACUCAAUGAAGAUAUGUUCCGACAGGUAAUAAUUAUUCAGAAAGAUAUACCCCGUAUGCCGCAUCCACUGUUACGUGAAGUGCUUGUGCAAGAGAUUUUUGAAAGGAUUUUAUACAUCUGGGCAAUCCGUCAUCCAGCCAGUGGUUAUGUUCAGGGAAUCAAUGAUUUAGUAACACCAUUCUUUGUAGUAUUUUUGUCUGAAUUCUUAGGUGAUAAUGUAAAGAGUAUUGAAUCUUAUGAUGUGAAACAGCUAGACCCUGGGAAGCUACGGGUAAUAGAAGCCGACACAUUUUGGUGUAUGAGUAAACUGUUGGAUGGUAUCCAAGACAACUACACAUUUGCACAACCAGGAAUUCAAAAGAAAGUUAAACAACUAGAAAACUUAAUCAAAAGAAUAAAUGCUCAUCUUCAGAAACACCUUGAACAUAAUUUAGUGGAGUAUUUGCAGUUUUCGUAUCGUUGGAUGAAUAAUCUGCUGAUGAGGGAGCUACCACUUAAUUGUACGAUACGUGUUUGGGACACGUACAUGAGCGAACCAGAUGGAUUUGCUGAGUUUCACUUGUACGUUUGUGCUGCAUUUCUUCAAAGGUUCUCUAAAGAAAUUCUCGAGCAAAAAGAUUUCCAGGGAAUUUUGCUACUGUUACAAAAUUUACCAACAUCAAAAUGGGGCGAGAACGAAAUUGGACUUUUACUAGCCGAAGCUUAUAGUUUAAAAUACGUAUUUUCAGGAGCACAAAACCAUCUGACACGGAGUAAAUGAGAUCAUUAUUGAUGUAUAUAUGAGAGAUACAAUUAUUGUAGAUUGUGCUUGUACACAAGAAGAGGAUUUGUCACAAAUGAAUGUAUGUUAUUUGGAACAACAGCUGAGCAUUUCUAAACCAAAGACAGUAUGCAUGAAGGUGUAGACAGGUUGCUUAUACUACUAUUGCAAUAGACCUCUCAAUCAAACUUGACAACUGACCAAUCAGAACAGCAUCAAGAAUACACCCAUGUCCUACAUACACAUGUGUUGUCCCAUGUUUGCGUAUGUUUUUUGAAACUUGUUUCAUGGGACUUGGCUAAGCAGAAUGAUCCAUUGUUGUAUCUUGUUACUAGGCCCACUGAAAUGUAUAGCUCCAUGUUACCAUGGUUACAAAGCAUAGGUUCAGUGAUCUCCUCUUGCCUGGAAUUCCUGACAAGCUGUGAAACCUCCAAAGUUGCCAAACGUGAGCCUUUCACUAUUUUUGUUCUUCACUGUUAAAAGUCCUUAAGCUCUGUCAGCACUAUCAAAUUUCAAAAAACUGUUGUAUGCCCAUAUAUAGUCAUGAUGUGCCUAUGUAUGGUCAUGAUCUGAUGUCAUCAUGACCAUAUUUAGGCAUGUCACAUGUUUUUGCCAAAUUAAAAUUUGAUAGUCUGGCUAGGGUUUAAAGUCAUAAAUUAUCAUAGUACAUAUUUUUUUUUUAUAGGAAUUUUAAUACCUAAUAAUUUAUACUCUAAUCUGUCUGCAUUAUGUUCACCAUUUGUGUGCUGAUGUUAAAUGUGAGACCCAAAAGAAUUGAGGCAGCUCAGAAAAAUAGUUUGAACUGGCUUUAGUAUGAUAUGAGUUUAUGAGUUAUGAAUGGCACUGCUAUACUCAAUACAUGGAGUGGAGUGGCAUAGCUUAGUGGUUAAGAUACUUACCUUCUAAUCCCAGGGUCUUAUUCCCAUUCUUGUGACAGCAGGACUGAGGGCUUUUCUCACGACAAAAAACGACUCAACUCCCCUAAGCCUAUUAAUGGGACUUCGCUGAUAAAAGCAUCACAUUAUUUCAUUUAUUUACAGAGGGCCCCUGAACAUCAGCACACCUUCUAGGAUACGCUGGAAGGGUUACCCUCUAUAAAUAUGGAAGAGAAAAAAAAAACAGAAGAUAAGCAAAACUUAUAAAAUCAUUUAUGAAGGCAAUUCACAUGGGUUAAUUAUAUAUUAUAGACAGGAUGCAAAUUACAUUUAUUUUAAAUAUUUCAUUUACAUAUUUUGGUUUUUCAUUCAUGUAAUUUUUUUCAAAAUAUGAAACAUUAAAAUUAUUAUUUAAUCUAAUUUUUUUAAUCAAUAAUCAUCGUGUUCCUAUGUAUUUAAAAAACGGCUGUGAGAAUUCUUCAUCUAUUAUGUCAUUUAUUAUUAAAUUGAUGUCAAAACAGUAAUUGAAGUAUUAUUUCCAAGUUAAAUACAAAUUAUUUAAAUAUAUUCAAAUUAAAUUCUCAAAAAAUAAAGGUGAAAAUGAUGUAGUAUACAUGUUUAAAUGUAUUUUACAUCUAUGUUACUUUUUGUUCUGUUUUUAAUAAUUUUUUUUAGAUUUCUGUAAAUAAAUUAAUAUUCUUUGUUAAAAAGCAUAUUUACGUUACUGGUAUUUGUUAGUAAUAUCAUUAUUUUACUGAUAUAUAAUUAUUAAAAUAUUUCCACUUAUCAACUGUACUGGUUGUUAGGCUGUGUUACUAAUUUUUGCCAAUAAUAUUUGAAGGAAAAAACAACCAUUAA
Anneissia japonica is the source of this 3336-nucleotide messenger RNA. Its product is annotated as TBC1 domain family member 22B-like. NCBI's taxonomy places the organism in Eukaryota, Metazoa, Echinodermata, Crinoidea, Comatulida, Comatulidae. The transcript is spliced from 11 exons. Gene Ontology annotation, molecular function: GTPase activator activity. Bases 104 to 1603 code for a protein of 499 amino acids. Gene Ontology annotation, biological process: activation of GTPase activity. The record is from RefSeq and is a predicted model, not a curated record.